This is a messenger RNA of Histoplasma capsulatum G186AR, 1830 nucleotides long. RefSeq lists its product as uncharacterized. The record is from RefSeq and is a predicted model, not a curated record. The transcript has a single exon. Lineage: Eukaryota; Fungi; Ascomycota; Eurotiomycetes; Onygenales; Ajellomycetaceae. The coding region runs from base 322 to 1617 and encodes 431 amino acids.
GGGCCUUGCCCUACCAUGGCGGAUGUCGGGGUUCUGACGACACUGUCCUCAAACCGCCCAGAUCUCUGGUAUCAGAAACGGACCAUUUAUUCACUUCCUUAUUAUUUGACAUGAGAAUCCCAUCUGUAAACUUGCACAGCUAGUGGUUUUCGAUUCACCUCCUAGGCUGGUUCCCCAUUACAUGUGCAUUCCUCGAACCCCGAAAUCACGGCUUACAUACUGACCUUGUAGCCUUUUAAUAUUCAACUUGAUCCCACAUAUUUUCUUUCGUCCAUUCUUUCAAGUCGAAAUUAAAUUUCUAAUGAAUGAUAGUCUUUCAUCAUGGCUGAUAACUGUUGGUACCGGCCCUCAUUUGUGGGCUCAGCGAGUAAUGUCCCAUUCUUCACUACCUUCCAGGGUGGCCCGACUUCACAACGACGAAUUCACCAUCGCAUAGUUAAAACUACAAGUGCUGAUAAUAGCCCUAGCCGGAUUGGAAAGCGAGAUAUGAUGUUCAACCAUUGUCAUGGGCAGCGUCGUGUUGUUCGAAAUAGUAUGCGUGAACUGUCUUUCCAUUCUGCUCUACUGGGGGCCGUCCCAAGCGAAAGCCCAGCAAAUUCGUUACCUUCUCCGACGCGUUCAAAUGUUACAUAUCCCGGUAUUCGACCACCGUCCACAUGCCAGGAUGGAACAUAUGAGCACAAGGAAAUGCUUAUGUCGCCUGCAUAUAUGAACAACAAUGGAUUAUACACUCAAGAAUACGCUACAAAUCACUAUGGCCGUCCAAUACAUCCUCAAAUGGAAUUCCCACACUACCAACUGGAUGUUUCUCAUCGUAACUCUCUAUAUAUCAUGGAAUCGCUCUCUUCAGACCCGCCUACAACAAACUACUUACUCUCUUCAACUUGCUACAGUAUGCCGUUGGCAAAUGAUUUGGCGAGUAUCUCGACAGCUCCAACCGCUCUCUCGACACCGGACAAUCCUCCCACCCACCACCAUGAUAGUGAACCUGAAACUCCACCCUUAGUUCCGGAUAGGGAUGAACCUGGCGAAGAACUCGUCGGUGUGGGAUUAUACGAUAAGCCUGAAGAACUACCUCAGUGGGAUUAUUCAAUGGACAAUUAUUUGAGACUGGGAAACGACACAGAGUCUCGAAUAUCGCUAAAAACCUCUGGGGGCAAGGGACUGAAAUUGGAGGAAACGUUUGACCCUGAUGCCGUUGAGUCUUUGCAAGAUGACGAUGACAGCGAUGACGAAGAGAGCCGAGAUAAAUCCGACAUGGCGAACGACCAAGGAAAUGGUGAUGACGAUGACUGCAUCCGAAGAAGAGCAAACCAAGAGCAAGAUGAAAUAUCAACGCCAGAGGAUCCCAAGCUCCGGGUCGAGCAGAAAAUGCAAGCAUUCUACAGCCCCUUUGAAACGUCUUCUUACCUUCAACAAAAUGAGCCGUGGGUUUUAUCUUCUCAACAACAUGAUCCAGAGAGUAGCCCUAUCUAUCAUCUAGAUAUGGCCGGCAGGUCGUUUUACUUCCAAGAUGAACAGGACUCAGAUUUCGUUAUUACAAAGUCGAACCAACAGUCCAUGACUUUCCCCUCUCAUUUGUUUGGACCGUCUUACACUGGUUCUGUGUAUGGCUGAAUUGGCGGAAGAAAAUUUUAGAUCCUUGUGUCUUUUUGAAUCUAUUAUUUUCUAGGCGUGGUGUUAUUUUUGAGCGUCAUUUUGCAUAGCGUGGACAAAGCGUAUCAUUCUGCUAGAAAUUUUUGACCCUUAAAAUGGAAUCGUGCAACAUUAGCCCUCGAGUGCUCGUUUAGCGCUCGAUUUUAGAAUGUAGAGAAUACAUUGUCUUUGAGC